Acipenser ruthenus (sterlet) is the source of this 1696-nucleotide messenger RNA. It is a transcript of the gene cfap410, whose product is annotated as cilia and flagella associated protein 410. NCBI's taxonomy places the organism in Eukaryota, Metazoa, Chordata, Actinopteri, Acipenseriformes, Acipenseridae. Gene Ontology annotation, cellular component: U4/U6 x U5 tri-snRNP complex. Gene Ontology annotation, molecular function: protein binding. The record is from RefSeq and is a predicted model, not a curated record. The transcript has 7 exons. Bases 109 to 900 code for a protein of 263 amino acids. Gene Ontology annotation, biological process: mRNA splicing, via spliceosome; cytoskeleton organization.
GCGUGUGGUACACCACUGAAAUGAUUCAAUGGAUGUGCAGUUUGUUUGGGGAUUUUGAAUCUGCACAGAAAGCUAAAAAAAAAAAAAAAAAAAAAAAUCAACUGUAACAUGAGGUUAACUCGGAAGCUUGUCCUAGCCAGGGCCAAAGCUUCAGACCUGGAAAGCGUCAAGAAACUCAAUUGCUGGGGCAGUAAUCUAGUAGAUAUAUCUAUAUUCACUGAAAUGCCAAACAUUGAGGUCCUGACACUAAGUGCAAACAAAAUCUCUUCACUGGAGCACAUCAGCCAGUGUCACAACCUGACAGAGCUGUACCUGAGAAAGAACAACAUCUGCAAUAUCUCCGAGCUGUACUACCUCAAGCCCCUGACUCGCCUGCGAGUCCUGUGGCUGUCGGAGAACCCCUGCUGUGGUCCAGAUUCCCAGAAGUUCAGGCUGACGGUGCUUCGCAACUUGCCUAACCUGCAGAAGCUGGAUAACCAAGCGGUCACUGAGGAGGAGCUGUCCCGUGCUCUGGAGGAAGGAGAGGAGAUCACUGCACCUCCUCUAUGGGAGGGCACAGGCAAUGGGGUGCCGCUGUUCCCCGAGGAGCAAAGCCUGACUGACCAGUCAACGGACACAGAGAACGACCCGCUCAACUUCAGCAUGGAGGAGACCAAUACAAUCCGUGAGCAGCUGGGGAUGAAGCCCUUAACCAGAGAUAAAUUCCCAUCCUUUACCUCUCCCAAAGAAGUAAGACCUACUUCUGGUAGAAAGAGUAAUGUUUUGAAUGCGGUUCUGCUGCUGCUAAAGGAUCUGGAUGCACAGAGUCUGGAGGUGGUUCGCAAGACAGCAGAGAACAGAUUGCACACUCUGCAGAGGAAGGAGGCCCAGCUGGAUAUACAAAAGGUCUUCAAGCAAUAACCACCACGAAUAGGACAGUGCCACAGGAGCGCCGUAUCCACAACCCUCUUCUGACUGCUGCAGUUCAGGAGUAGCCAAAGAGAUACAGAGUAUCAGUCACCUGUGUAAAAUCUUUUAACCAAGCUUAGCAUGCAUUCACAAACAUGAACACGAAACAUGCCUGAAAUUAAAAAUAAGCACCAAGAGCCCUUGCUGCGUUUCUCUUUCACAUUACUAAGUGUAAACUCAGAAGAGUUUAGACAUUAUACCAGGUAUUAAAUGAGUUGGCUUGCAGUCAAAUUCCUGAAUUUAACAGUCAUGAGAACUGCAACAUUGCGUUAGCACAGUAGAGUGCUGGACACUGUGUCUCCAGUAUCUGAACCAGCGUGUACAGAGCCUGUUUGAUGGAAAUUCAUGUAUACAAUAAUAUAAUCUUAAACACAGUGUUUGUUUAACUUUAUUACUGUACCAUAUGUUUACAGUGUUUGUUAAGGUAACGCAUUGUAAUCUUGUGUUUUCAGUAAAACACUAGUAAUUGGUUGAUUGGCUACAAGGUUGAAAAGACUAAGAAUAUAUUUUGGAUUUAUAUAAAUAUUUUAUUAUUAGUGCAUCCAGUUUGUUAAAAGACAUGUCAGGUAUAGUGUAAAAUCACACAGUAUUAAUGGAGGUAAUCAUUUAAUGUACAGUAAAUGGCCUGCAUAUAAUUUACAAAUAUAUUUUUUCCUUGUAUAUGGAUCAUGUUAAAUGAUAAAGCACUGAAUAAACUGUUAUGUGCAAUGAUACUACAUUUUACUGUAUAGCAGUACAAGAACAGAGU